AUGAGAGAGAUGCUUCUUCUCAAAGCGCGAUUCUCCUACUUGAAAAUUCUGCUAUACCGGCCCAUGUUGUCACAUAUGAUAAGGGCAACCAGCCCAGACUCCCGCGGGAUUUAUGCCAAAUACAGCCUUGAUUGCUCGGUAUACUGUACUGAGGCAGCCAUCGAUCUUGCCUCCAUAGUACACCAAACAUGCAAUAAUGACUUGGCCAGUGUAUGGUUCUACAACUUGUUCUACAUAUUUACGGCAGCAUCGAUAAUGCUCCUGGCUGAGCUUUCACCAUCGAUCAUUAUGGUCGUCACAAAGAAGUCCUUGGUGAAAUCUUGGGAGAAUUGUUACAGUUGUUUUGACCAUCUCAAACUGUAUAACGUUGCAGCAGAGCGAUGUGCUCAAAGCCUUCUUUUGGUUGGGUCGAGAUGCCUCGCCGCUGUAUCUGACAACCUUGGUGAUCAGUCUAAUGCCAGCACUAGUCGGCCGCCAAGCUCACUUCAGAAUGAGCUCGAAAAUCCGACUGUGUUGCCAGGAACGAGUGCAGAAAUGCCAUUCUCGGAAGAACUCUUCGGAGAUCUAAGAUUCGAUGACGACACAUUUUUGGAUCCAUAUUGGUUUGAACUUCAAUUCUAA
Molecule: messenger RNA, 621 nt
Organism: Penicillium subrubescens
Lineage: Eukaryota; Fungi; Ascomycota; Eurotiomycetes; Eurotiales; Aspergillaceae
Product: fungal specific transcription factor domain-containing protein
Exons: 4
Coding region: 1-621 (206 amino acids)
Biological process (GO): positive regulation of transcription from RNA polymerase II promoter by galactose
Cellular component (GO): nucleus
Molecular function (GO): DNA-binding transcription factor activity, RNA polymerase II-specific; RNA polymerase II cis-regulatory region sequence-specific DNA binding
Source: RefSeq, a predicted model, not a curated record